CCUUAUCAGGCCACAAAUAGAUCCACGCUACGGUUACUUGCAUAUGCUUAGGGUUCAAGUUUUUUGAUCCCUCUCCAGUCUCCAUCAUCAACCGUCGAGCUCUGCUGCAAACUCCACACGGCAGCUCUUUCAGCCAUGGCGAAGAACAGGAACAAGAAGAAGAAGGCUGGCGCUGAUUCCAUGGACACAACGGAACUUACUAUCUCGGAUUCUGCUCAAGCGAUGGACACGUCGGAGCCUGGAGUUUCCAGACCCGCCUCCGGUGGUCUCAAUAGAGAAUGCAGAAGGGAAGACCGAUGAAGAGAUCGAAGAACGUUCGCAAGAAGAAAGCCCUGGAAAAGGCCAUCUCCAAGACGGAGCAGUCCUUUGAGAAAGUUGUCAAGUUCGAGAACAAGAAGCAAAGAACUCAAUCUGCCAAACAGCUCUAUGACUAAGUAGUAGUAGCAGUAUAGAUCAAUACAUAUAUUGGAAUGUAUCAGGAAUCAGCAUCUUCCAUAUUCAAUUUAGUUCAGCUUCUCAACAUAUCUGUAGUUUCCUAUCCCCUAUGAACGCGUUUGCGAAAUCAAGUAUAGGCCAUUUUCACACAGAUCUUACAUUACGGCAGGAAUUUGACAAGCAACCAGUCCUCAGAAGUCAGAAAAUGGGACAGGAAUUUUGAUUCUUUUGGAAUUCAUACGUUCUACUCGAAUAUGGGAAUCCAAUAAGAUGUCAGUGCAUCUAGAUUCAAGGAAGAACAAUGAGACAAUGUUAGCACAGGCCCAAUUUCUUCACUUGUUGAUGGGAAAAGGGAAAACUUCAAAUCGCAGUUCAAUUGCAGAAACUAACAUGUAAAACUGGCAAAAGCUUCAAUUUUCAAUCGCUUCCCCAUUUUCUCAACACUCUCUCCUUGGCGGAGACGACGACAUUGUUGUGAGCUUCUUCGCUCGAGGGUUCACCGACAGCAGCAUAACCACCGCCCACGCCGGAGAAUUUCGACGAAACCAAAGUCAACCCAUCUCUGGCUCCUCUGAGAGUGCGGAGCACAGGGUUGCAGACGGUGGCAAGCAUCAAGUCCCCUUUGGCGACCAAAAGGUAGAUGCCCAGAAUUCCCAACAAGGCUAGACUGGUUUGCUGAGCUUCGGGCCAGAAAUUGUCGCCGCCGGACCAUCCGAAUGGUCCGCCCGAGCCAAACCAACCGCCGCCACCGGAAUCCCCUCCUCCUGCGCUGGUUCUAGCUUCCUCUCUCUUCUUGAUUUCCUUAUCCCAUUUCUCGAACUCGCUCUUCUUCCCUCCCAGCGCGCUUUCCAAUGCUUUCUUCGCCUGCUCUUCUCGCCCGCCGCUGGAGAACAGGCAAGUGAACUUGCCGUUGCAUUUGAGCUCCCUCUGAAAUUGAUUCCAGCUCCGCUUCCCGGCUAUGCCUCGGAGAUGGAGGCCGCUCGAUUCCGUCGGAGCAGCCGACGAAGAACGGAGAGGAUUUAGGUUAAGGACCUGCGCCAUGGCUCUCCCUUGCCUGGAAAUG
This is a messenger RNA of Linum tenue, 1498 nucleotides long. Lineage: Eukaryota; Viridiplantae; Streptophyta; Magnoliopsida; Malpighiales; Linaceae. The record is from the annotation of a GenBank genome assembly.